AUGCAAGUAUUUCAAGGACGCAAUGCUUCCGCUUGUUACAAUUGCCAUCGCCAAAAGGUCAAGUGUACCGGGGAGCAGCCAUGCCAGCGGUGCUCCAAGAGCCAGAAGGCUUGCGUAUACCCCGAAGCCCAAGGCAGCAUCAUUCCCGUGCCGGAAACAUACCUACAGAACCUUGACCGCUCACUGAAUGAACUGACCGACUCCAUUCGAAUGCUUCAGUUCCGCCAUGCUGGUUCCAGUUCAACUGGACAAUCUUGGACUCAUGAUCAGAGACCCGGGCUGCAGUUUCAGUCUCAGCCAGCGUACUCCGCUAGGCGAGGUGCUCCCGAUUCUUUAGUCGAAGAUUCAACCGUCGAAGCUUUCAUCCGUAGGCUAAAUGAGGCCGUGGGUGAUAGCAACGGUCAAAAGGACGUCCCCACCAACACGCCGACUUUAGUGACCAGAGCUGAACAAGAGUUCGGUGACUGCCACACUUUCCUUCGUAAGUCAUUCUUGAGACGUUUUCAUGCCACAUACAAUGGCCAUCAGUCUGAGACCCAUGAUCGAAAAUGGCUCUGCCGUCUCUUCUUCGUUUUGGCGCUUGCGGAGUGUACAACCACCACCAAGCGGCCAAUUCAGCUUUCCGCAAAUGGAGCAGUGGCUGAGGCCAUCCCAACGGAAGGUUCAAUGGAAGCUUCUCUCCGAUCAGAAGAGAUGCUGUCUACUGGACUGGGGUUUUUCGAGCAUGGACUCGCGCUGCUGAAGAUAUCCUACGAGGAACCCACGGUUGACGAUGUUGAGGCUUUAAAUUUAGCUUCGCACUGUUGCUACAUUCUUAACCGCCGCAUGUCAGCCUAUGCGUACGCUGGGCAGAGCAUACGACUAGCCCAUGGCUUGGGGCUGGACCAUCCAGCACCUACGUCCCUAUCCAACUUGGAGCGCGAACACAGGAAGCGGGUCUGGUGGACUGCGUUCUGUGUGGAUCGAAUGAUUAGCACAGAGCUUGCUUUACACCCUGCGUAUACUGGCCUCGGGUCGGAACUUGAUUAUCCAGACUCUUCUAGCCUGAUGGCCGAAGAAAAGGAGGAAUUCUUUGACCCACUGCUACUAACAGCAUUAAUAAAAUUAUGCGAGAUCAAGGGCGAUGUUGUGAAUACUGUCAGUCGGCUUAAGCAAAACGAUGUCACGGAGCCAUAUCAAGUCUUACGUCAAUGCCUUCAAGUUUUGGAUCGAUGCGGGAGAGAACUGCCCGAGAGGGUGUUUUCUGGGGGGAACUCGCUACCAGAGAGCCGUAUAUGCUCCUCUCUUGCGCUGCGCUACCAUCAGUGUUAUAUUAUGCUUCUACGGCCUAUUCUGCUCCAUCAAUUCACGUUUAUGCUCCGGAACAAAAUAGUUAUAACACUCUCGGAUGAGCUUUAUACCAUCAACAAUAUAUGUCUUCAAGCCGCGCGAAGCAAUGCUUGCAUUUUACUCGAGCUGGCCCAAGCAGGGGAACUUGUCAAAUAUGGCUAUUGGGACUCGGCUCACCUCUUCUCAAGCCUCGCAGUUCUCACUAUAGCUCAGUCCAUGCGCAACCACCACCCAAACGCCUUUCGUUGCACCGGAGAGGACAUGUCACGCGACGCGGACACAUACAGCAAAGGACGGGCUGUGCUCGUGCACAUGGCGUACACAGGGAACAUGGCCUCAAAACAGCAUCUGAGCAUGCUUGAAGAGGUGGAACGCCACGGCACCGUACUGUCUGCACUGAAGGCUGGUAAUGAUACGCUGCCGGUGUCGACCUCGCCCGGCGAGGCGACCACCGAAAUGGAGCUGGAUUUCGAGGGCUGGGCAUCACUGAGAAGCAUGUCUAAUCAAACCGCUAGUGGUGUUGAAGUUGACCCAUUCGAUUUCUUAUAA
Clonostachys solani is the source of this 1878-nucleotide messenger RNA. NCBI's taxonomy places the organism in Eukaryota, Fungi, Ascomycota, Sordariomycetes, Hypocreales, Bionectriaceae. The record is from the annotation of a GenBank genome assembly.